Molecule: messenger RNA, 2895 nt
Organism: Nematocida homosporus
Lineage: Eukaryota; Fungi; Microsporidia
Product: paired amphipathic helix protein Sin3b
Exons: 1
Coding region: 1-2895 (964 amino acids)
Biological process (GO): regulation of DNA-templated transcription
Molecular function (GO): transcription corepressor activity
Source: RefSeq, a predicted model, not a curated record
AUGGAAGAUCAAAAGAAAACAGAUGUAAUUAAAAACAUGAGAACUGUCCUUCCCCCACUCAAUCUCAAAGACUCUGAAACCCCAGAACAACAAUCUUUACCUUCUACCCAAAUCCCACCCCCUGCCACUAACUCAAUUCGACCUUUUAAUGGCCCAAAUCCUUCUGAAAGUCCAAAUAAUUCCAAUUCCAGCACUUAUAACUUCAGAACUGAACAAGUUCCACCUCAGUCCAGAUAUACUAGCCAUGCACAUACACCUUAUAAUCCCUAUGCUAAACCUCCUCCUGGUUAUCCUCCCGGUCGUAAACCUCCUCAUGCCCAGACAAGGUACUUCCCACCCGCCCGCCAGUACGCUUAUAUGGGAGAAAUACCUCCUCGUGGUCCUCCUUCACCCCGUCGACCCCCUCGACCUAUGGCUCCUACCGCUCCUCCUGCUAUUCUUAUGCCCGAUGUUGGUUCUUCAGCUAAAGUCCAGAUAAAGGAUGCUAUGCGCUACUUAGAUGUAGUUAAGGAAGAGUAUCGCGAUCAAAGAGAAGUCUAUAACAAAUUCUUAAAGACCAUGAAAGAUUACAAAGAACGUUUAAUUGAUGCUAAAAGUGUAGUUGAAGUUGUCUUAUCUCUUUUUAAUGGUAAUCAAAAACUCAUUCAGGGGUUCAAUCUCUUUCUACCUAAAAAGUACGAGAUUAUGCCUUCUGGUGAAGUAAGAGUCCAUGAAAGUUCGGAAAGAGAAGUAGGUAGUACGGGUCAUAGUAGUAGUAGUAGAUACGAGUUAGAGAGAGAAAGGGAGAGGGAGAGGGAAAGAGAGAGAUUGGGUGGUAGUAGUGGUAAUAAUCCAAGUCGUGAUUUAGAAGGGAUGGGGAUUGGGUUUAGACCGCAAGGAUCAGCAGCUGAAGCAGAUGAUACGGCUCGAGUAAUGACUUACCUGAACAAAGUAAGAAGACAUUUAGAAAGUAAUCCGGUGGCUUGGUUUGAGUUCUUAAAGAUAGUUCAGUCUUAUAAAAGUGCUCGUAAUCAGUCUAUUCCAGAGAUUCUAGCUAGUGUUAAGGUCUUACUGAAAGAUAAUCCGGCUUUAAUUGAAGAGUUUAUGAUCUUCUUACCGGGUUCUAAUGUUCCUGAUUCAGCCCGGACGAUGGCCUUAUCACGAACUAGUCCUGGGGAUUCAGUGGCUAUGCUUAGUGAUAUUAAGGCAAUUUUAGUCCGGAAAGGUGUUUAUAAGGAAUUCUUAAAGGCUUUGAACAUGUUUAAUCAAGGUUUACUUAAUACGUCAUCUUUAAUUUUGGUUAUUGAACCUUUCUUACGUUCAGCACCUUCUUUAUUGUCUUUGUUUAGGUACUAUAUUGGUCAUCGGGAGUUAGAAUCACCACCUUAUGUUCAGUCUUCUUUAGAAGGGUAUAAGAAGAUGGGAUCUUAUCGGAUUUUACCUGAGAAGUACCGGAAAUCUGCGCAUACGGGUCAGACUCCGGAAGAUGCUUCUGUUUUGAAUACGGACUUGAUCUCAUGUCCGACUUUUUCCAGUGAGAGUUCGACCUUUAUCUUUGCUAAGAAGAACGUUCAUGAAGAGGCUUUAUUCCGGGUAGAAGAUGAGAGGUACGAGGCUGACUUACUCCUGGAAAGAGUUUCGGGCCUGAUUUUAAGACUGAUGGAAGCAGAGAGAGUAGCUGCUGAGGUGGCUAAUGAUCCUAAGGAAGUAAGUGGAUCUGGUCCUGUUUUGGACUUAUCAGCAAUUGAUAAGGAAGUUUUAUCUUUGGUUUAUGGCUCAGCAGCUGAUGAUAUUAUCUUAGGUUUAAUUGCUCAUCCUUUAAGAGCUGUACCGGUGGUUUUACGGCAAUUAAGAGGGGCGGAGACACAAUGGGUACGGGUUCGAGCGGCUUUAUCUGAUAUUUGGCGGGCUUCAGUCGAUCGUAAUUACAUUAAGGCUUUGGACGUGAAAGGGUACCGCGCUCGAAGUGGGGAGAGGAAAGUCUCACUCAGUCGGCAGUUUGCUAAGGAGUUAGAAACUCAACGGGAACUUGAAUUUAUUCUGCCGGCUUUUACGGUAGUUCAGGAGGUUCUUGAUAUUUUAGCUGGAGUUUGUCAGGCCGAUAGGUCUUUACUGGCUUUGCUUGGUUCUUUACUAGCUAAACCUGAUGUCUUUAUGGUAACGGCUAGUUUAUAUGCAGUUUUACGGGGGAUAGCUACGAUAGGUGUAAGAAUAGUAGAAUCAGUACAUGGUCCACGCGUUAAGCCGGCGCCUAAUCAAGUAGCUUUAUCUUUGGGUUUACAAGAACCGGUGGCUGAAUUGGAUGUCCCUGGAGUAAUUGCUUUAGUACGUAGUCAUAUUCAAGGGGACUUAGAUGCCACUCGGUUUGAGGAACAGUUAUUACGGAGUUUAGGUCUAUCAGGAACAGGUUUAGUAGGUAUUGCUGGUGUAUUUCAAAAUGUAGCUGCUAUGAUUGAUGGUUUAGAGGAUACUUUAGGGAGUACAGAUGUUUUAGAAAGACUAUCUAAACGUAAUGAAGUACCACUAACUAAUGUAUCUGCCUUAUUACUACGAGGUAUAUCUUUAGUUAAAGUAUCUAUAGUCCGAGUUGCUAGUAGUAGUACUGAUAUGGGUGUAGUUAGUAGUGGUAAUGAGAUGAGUAGUGGUGGUAGUGAGAUAAGUAGUAGUAGUAGUGAGAAAUUGAAGGCAAUGAUUAGUCGAGUGCCUAGUGUGCAUGGUGGAAGUGCGUGGUCUGAGUAUGUAAAGAGUUAUGGCCAGGAAGAGGGCGAAGAGACUACUCCGUUCUUGCGGCGCACAGUUGGCCGGAAGAGAAAGGCUGAAGUGAGCUAUGGAAUGGAGUGCAUGUUUGUGGAAGACAAGUUUCGCGUUAAGCCAGUUGCUGGUACUGAAGACUUCGUGCGUAAACGCCGGGCUUAA